AUGUCGAGUCCACCACCUUUCCAUUUCGAAAAACAGUCGGUCUUACCGUCUAGUGACCCCAAAUCCCCCUUCUUCUGUAACCUCCCCUUCUACGAAUCCAAACCCAUCGACCAUCUUAUUGAUUUCUUCAAGUACUGGAAGUACUUUAUCAAAGCAAUCUUAUACUACUUUAAGGAGAUCGCUCUUGUCAAGGAAUUGGAAGCAAACCUAAACUACCAACUCAUCAAUGCCGUCCAGUUCCCUGGAUUUAAAGAUUUGCCAAACAAGAUCUUACAAGAAAUAAGUGCCAGCAACAACGCCGGUGUGGUAUCCCCUAAAAACGGCACGCCAACCAACGAAUUGAAAAAAACUUUAUCAAACACCAGUAUUGCCACGACAACCUCCGAAAAACGUCCUGGAUUGUUCAAACAAAAAUCCAAUGGCGGUAACAACCCAUUUUUAAAGUCUAACCCAUUGCAUAAACGUAACAGCUCAUUAACAUCUAUCAAGCUGCAAAGCGGACCACCAACACCGCCACCAACACAACCAUCGGGAUUCGUAUUGCCGCCAGCCCCCAAAGCUGAACCGACCAACGACGUCAAAAUCCCAGCAUCAUUCUUCCCGGACGACUCAAUCUAUACAAACUUCCCGUCAUUGCUUCUCAGUUCCCACCACACAUUGUUCAACAACAGUUUUAAGCUCACCAAAGAACUAAACUCAAAGCUCAUUCCCAGACUAGAAAUGUUAUUGAAGCAGUUGUCACAUAAGAUCAAGGAAAUCAAAACUUCAUUAAAGAACGACUCAUUCGCUAAUAAGGAUUUGUUAAAGGAGAUUUCCAAAACCGGACAGGCAUUGCGGAGGUACACCUCUGCCGUUGAACUUUACUGUGGAGAAGUCCCAGUCACCAAAAAGUAUGUUGACGACGAAGAAGAACUCGCUGCUUUGGACGACCCGCUCUUGGUAAAGUUGCAGGUCGACUAUAGGUUGAAAAACCAGUUGAUUAUGGAAAACUACAUGUUUGCAUCGUACCUAAACUUGCAAGGUAUUGCCCGCGACUUGUUCACCUACAUCCUAAAAGAAUUGCACUGGGUCAUUGACAAGUUUGGAAAACUCCACUUCAACUCCGAGUACCACCAGUUCCUAAAAACCAAAGUCAGCAACUCGUCAACCCACGAUUGGCAAUACUUCAUUUCGCACAACCCGUGCUUUAUCAACACCGCCGAGUCUACCGAAGAAAACCCAAAAAGAGAAAACCGGACAUUCAAGGCAAUACAAUUGCCCUACGACAACUCCGUCCAAAACAAGUGUAUACGUUUUGGGAUGAUGUACAAGAAAUCCAAAGUCAUGAAAAGCUACACCCGUUGCUACUACGUCUUGUCAUGUAACUACCUCCACGAGUUCAAGUUCGACGAGGAUGUCAACGUCACUGGCAAAAAAUCAAAAGAUAAGAUUGGCGGAUUCAUCGGCCACGACACCGAACCAAUCAAAUCAUACAACUUGAACGAGUACACAAUCACCCCCAAGAACGACUCGUCAUACAAAUUCGUAUUAUCAAAAAACAACACCAAGUCCAAGAGAACGUUCAAGUGUGCUACGGAAUCUGACUACAACAACUGGUUCAGGGAUUUGUCGGAGUUGUUAAAGUUUGGCAGCGACCAUUACGCAAGGUACUCGUUCAUCCAAAAGAAAGUACACCUCUACAGAGCUUCAACUGUGCCAGAAGGCAAGGCCGGUCUCAAAUUGGAUUUAGGAAACGCCCUGACACCAGCAUUGACGGGUAUGUUCACCCCAAGUAUCAGAACCCCCAAGCAGUCGCCAUCUGAAGAUAACCCAUUUGAAAAUAUGUUGUCGGAUAUCCCUACUCACUCACCAACAGGCACACCAAAGGUCUUGACUCCAGAACAGUCUUCUACCAACCUUGUUGCUGUUGAUACCCAACACCACGAGUACCUCAAAUUGCAAAAUGCAUUCUUGCACCAACAGCAAGAGUUAUUGGACAUGAAGAUGAAGGAAACAAGCUCGUUUGACUUGAUCCAGAAAAAGUUGGAUAAAAUCCACGAACACCAAAGCCCAUACUUGUCAACAAAAGGGUCAUCGGAUUCAUUAAACUCGUUUGUCAUCCCACUGCAAGCUGUGCCUGCUGCUCAACAAGUCAUCGACGAUCAUUUAAAGCACCAUUCCGACAAGCCAAUAGUAUUUAACCUUGGCGAAGCGGCAGAUGCCAACGCCGAAGGCAGCACCCCUCCUAUUCCUACUGUUUUGAUUAGUGAAAACCAUUGA
This is a messenger RNA of Candida albicans SC5314, 2259 nucleotides long. RefSeq lists its product as uncharacterized. The coding region runs from base 1 to 2259 and encodes 752 amino acids. The record is from RefSeq and is a predicted model, not a curated record. The transcript has a single exon. Lineage: Eukaryota; Fungi; Ascomycota; Pichiomycetes; Serinales; Debaryomycetaceae.